GGAAGGCGGAGGCUGGAGGUCGCCAUGGCGCAGCAGCGGGUGCUGCCGCAGAGCAAGGAGACCCUGCUGCAGUCUUACAACAAACGCCUCAAGGAUGACGUCAAGUCCAUCAUGGACAACUUUACCGAAAUCAUCAAGACUGCCAAGAUUGAGGAUGAAACUCAAGUCUCUCGAGCAACCCAGGGUGAACAAGAUAACUAUGAGAUGCAUGUCAGAGCUGCAAACAUUGUCCGAGCUGGUGAGUCCUUGAUGAAACUUGUGUCUGACCUGAAGCAGUUCUUGAUCCUCAAUGAUUUCCCCUCUGUGAAUGAAGCCAUCAACCAGCGCAACCAGCAGCUGAGAAGCUUGCAGGAGGAAUGUGACAAGAAGUUGAUUGCACUACGGGAUGAGAUCUCCAUUGACCUGUACGAGCUAGAAGAAGAAUAUUACUCUUCCAGCUACAGUCUGUGUGACAGCAAUGAUCUUCCACUGUGCGAAGCCUACUGGAGACAAGACUUUGCCACGCUGUCCCCUGAAAGCCUCUCCAUGCCUCUGACAGCUGCCACAGCAGAGCAGAGCGUUGCUCCCUCGCAGAGCUCAACCCCAUCGCACCCUCAUGUGAACGGGCAUGGGGCAGGCCCCACGGAGCACUCCUGAAGAGGAUCCUCUGCUGCCGAACAUGUUCCUCCUGGUGGCACUGCACUGCUGGAAGUCUUCCACCUGCUGUACUGAACAAACGUCUCCCGCUGUCAGGAGAAGGCACUGGAGCUGUAUUUGCAGGUUUCUGCUCACUGGGUGGCCACGGUGCUUUCUCCAUCCCUGAGACAUUGCCAUGAGUGUUUCUCUCCCUUAAGAGAUAGUGGUAAUUAAAUACAAAGUUGAUAGUUCUAGCUAAUUAGAGUUAGGUUUGCUUUUACAUGAUAGUUACGUGUAGAGUUUAUUAGAAAUCUAGUCUGUUUCCAUGUGAAUCUCACCAAGUACACGCUGGAGUGUCGGGAGUUGACUUUGUUUGGGAUAAACUUGAGCCAAAUGUGGGGGCAAUGAGUGUUUGGGGGGUUUUACCUCCUUCCCAAGGUUACUGACGUUCUGCCUGCUUUAAAGCAAUCUCAGGAUGGCAUCUGACAACCUCCAUUCUACUAACUAGAGUAAGAAUCGUGUAGUACUUUUUACUACAUGUCUUUGCUGUCAGAGUGCUUCACAAACUUGAACUUCUUCCUCGCAGUCCUUCAGGAGGGGCUGCCAGGAGACCCUUACGGAACAGCAGUAUUCUGCCUUUUGAAGAGGAAGGGGCAAACUGAGGAAUCGGACUGAGGUAUUGAUGAUGCCACUUGCUCCAGGCUGCAGAUAGAAGCAGCCACAUGCUUUAGUUAGUCCGAUUCCUUUUCCAGUGUUUACACAGAAACUUAUCUAUUAACAGAGCCUGAGCUAACAUGAAGCCAGCAUUUAUGUUGGCCAAUAGUUUUGUCUAAUAAAUCUUGAGAUGACUGGGGUGCACGGAGCAGCGAGGGAUACUCGGUUAGUCUUGCGGUUUCCCUCCAAAGAAAUGCUUUUGGUGCUUUGUCUGCAGCUGUUCGGCAGCUCGGCACGUCUUCUGCCCUUUCCCUUUGCAGUUGUUCUGCGUCGGCUCGAAGCGUGCCGCUGAAGGGGGGUGUAGUUGAACAGGAAUAGACAUGGCAGCUCGGUGUCGGUACCGCAGAGCCACGGGUACAUUCCAAACAGCUGAGCCGAGCUUCCCCAGCAUUCUGCUGUAACGUCUUGUUCCUUAGCAUGUGAAUUUUGGUGUAAUUUUUUUUCUUCCAUUCCAUUUAUUUUUGUAAUUAGGUGAUUUAAUAAAACUAACUCUUUUGUA
Messenger RNA from Grus americana (Whooping crane), 1828 nucleotides. It is a transcript of the gene MED22, whose product is annotated as mediator complex subunit 22. The record is from RefSeq and is a predicted model, not a curated record. The coding region runs from base 25 to 636 and encodes 203 amino acids. The transcript is spliced from 4 exons. Gene Ontology annotation, molecular function: transcription coregulator activity. Gene Ontology annotation, biological process: regulation of transcription by RNA polymerase II. Gene Ontology annotation, cellular component: mediator complex. NCBI's taxonomy places the organism in Eukaryota, Metazoa, Chordata, Aves, Gruiformes, Gruidae.